AUGGGUGUCAUCUCGUUUGCGGUGGACGAUGUCUCACCGCAAACCAUAUGGCUGCAUGCCUUCACCUUUUCGUUGGGGUUCGUCUUUGCGGCGGUAGUCUUCAGCAGCUCGUUGCACAACUGGAUCUUCUCCUGGAACCAUGACAUGGAGAAUGGGGAGACACGAAAACGUAGAAAGGAGAGGAACAGCACGGCGUCUGACCCGGGCGGGGAGGGCUUAAUCCGAUCUAACUCCUGGAGAGAUAAGGAGAACUUUGAGACUGCGAACCCUGUGAGGUUGAACAGGACGGGCAGCCUUCCUGAUGUCAAUAUUCUCUCCUUGAACGCUCAAUUCCACAAGCAGCUGUCCCCGGAGGAGGACGCGGCGGCGAUGAUCGAGCGGUUGAUGCAGUCAAGAGGAGAGAUGUCUGUGCCAACGGUGUUGAGACACGACAGCAUCACUCCCUCUCUCACCCAGGACGAGGCCAUCCUUGAGUGGCUACGAGAGAAUUUCACCAACCAGGGGCCCUCGAAGCGCGUCCCACGGCUCAAGUCAGUGAGCAAGGGGAUUUGCUUCGCGAUCAAGAUGAAGAGAGCGGCAAAGAAGCACGUGACAUCGGAGGAGUCAAAGUUCUCGACCCCCGAGGAAGCCUGCGCCAACACUGUGAUGACGGUGACAGAGGAUGAGAGGAUGCAGAUCUGCGAGGCCCUCAAGCAUGUGUCCGAUUGGGAUUUUGACGUUUGGAAAUUCCGCGAGCUCACGCACGGGCAAGAGCUGCAGACGUUGGGAUGGCACAUACUUCAUCUACAUGAUAUACAAGAAGUUUUCCACACCACCGAUGACGUUAUUGUGAAAUGGCUGAAUUUUGUGGCUUCUCAGUACAUGGACAACCCGUACCAUUCAGCUACACAUGCAGCGGACGUGCUGCAAGCUGUCAACUACUUUUUGACUGUUGGAGGGGCGUCCAAGUAUCUUGCAAAGAUUGAAGUCUUGUCGAUGUUGCUUGCGGCGAUUGUACAUGACAUGGGGCAUGACGGUCUGAACAACAACUUCCACAAGAAUUCAAGAUCGGAGAGGGCGCUGUCGUUCAACGACGAGAGCAUACAGGAGCAAUAUCACAUCUCAACCCUGUUCAUGAAGACUUUUGCCAACCCCGGCAUGAACAUUUUUGAGAAUUUGUCGGACCUGCAGCUUGCGGAGGUGAGGAGGAUGAUGAUCAAGAUGGUGCUCGACACAGACAUGUCGAAGCACUUCACGCACAUGGCGUCCUUCCGAACGCUGCUGGAGCAGAAGGACUCUACCGAGAUCAUUAUGUCGACUGUCCUGCAUUUCUGCGGUGCUUGCUCGUUGAGGGACAUCUCGAACCCGAUGCGGUGUGAGUACUUAUCCAAGAUCUGGGCGGAGCGAGUGAUGGAGGAGUUCUUCAGGCAAGGGGAUAAGGAAAUGGAGCUCGGGAUUCCGGUCUCUCCCAACUGUAAUCGACAUAACACAUCCACGCACACAACUCAGAUCGGUUUCAUCAACUUUAUCGUCUUGGACUCGUGCGAGAUCAUGAAGGAUUUUCUACCUGUCGUCGGAGAAAUUUGCCUACCAGAACUUCGUAGCAACCUCAGGUACUGGCAGAGUUUCGCGGAGCCGGCGAAGGGCAAGGAGGAGUAG
Messenger RNA from Guillardia theta CCMP2712, 1638 nucleotides. RefSeq lists its product as hypothetical. The transcript has 16 exons. Gene Ontology annotation, molecular function: 3',5'-cyclic-nucleotide phosphodiesterase activity. Gene Ontology annotation, biological process: signal transduction. NCBI's taxonomy places the organism in Eukaryota, Cryptophyceae, Pyrenomonadales, Geminigeraceae. The coding region runs from base 1 to 1638 and encodes 545 amino acids. The record is from RefSeq and is a predicted model, not a curated record.